Molecule: messenger RNA, 3321 nt
Organism: Exaiptasia diaphana
Lineage: Eukaryota; Metazoa; Cnidaria; Anthozoa; Actiniaria; Aiptasiidae
Product: hepatocyte growth factor-regulated tyrosine kinase substrate
Exons: 17
Coding region: 104-3109 (1001 amino acids)
Molecular function (GO): metal ion binding; ubiquitin binding; phosphatidylinositol binding
Source: RefSeq, a predicted model, not a curated record
CUCAGUCAGCCAUAUUUGUUUUAUCGUGGUGAUAUAAGAAUAACUUUCUGUGAUAACUAGGAAUAUAUACGUUUUACUCUGUGUUUCCUAGUGGUUUUUAGACAUGCCGAAGUCUUCCACGUUUAGUGGUUUAUUAGAGAGAGCUACAAGUCAGCUUCAACUCGARCCAGACUGGGCUUCAAUCCUUCAAAUUUGUGACUGUAUUCGCCAACAAGAUGUUACCCCGAAAUUUGCCGUAGCAGCCAUCAAGAAAAAAAUGUUUGAUAAAAACCCCCAUGUAGCAAAAUUUGCCCUCAUUGUACUAGAGGCAUGUAUGAAGAAUUGUGGUUCUGGUGUCCAUGAAGAGAUUGGUACUAAAGAAUUCAUGGAGGAGAUGAGAAAUCUUAUCAGGACUGGUCAAGAACCUGUCAAAGACAAGGCUCUGGAGCUUAUACAGACAUGGGCACAUGUGUUCCGCAAUGAAACAAAAUACAAAAUUAUUACAGACACAUAUAACUUAAUGAAAAUGGAAGGAUGUCAAUUUCCAUCAUUCAAAGAGAGUGAGGCCAUGUUUUCUGCUGAUUGUGCACCAGCAUGGGCUGAGGGUGAUGUAUGUCAUAUGUGUCGUGUCAAGUUUGGAACAUUUCUCAGACAGCAUCAUUGUCGUAAGUGUGGUCAAGUGUUUUGUAGAAAAUGUUCUUCUAAAGAGUCCAUAAUUCCUCAGUUUGGUAUAGAGAGAGAGGUCAGAGUCUGUGAUCCUUGUUACUAUCAACUAAACCCACAGAGUAAAUCAGACAAGAGUGAGCAGAAGACAUCAUCAUCUUCAGACAAUGAUCUUCCUGCAGAAUAUUUAAACAGUGCUUUAAGUAAAGAAUCUCAGGCUCCUCCAAAACGAGAUCCACAACAACUAAAAGACCAGGAAGAGGAAGAGCUGCAGCUUGCCAUGGCAUUAUCACUAUCCCAAGAAGAAGCACAAAAAGAGAAAAAGCCUCUAKCACGUUCCUGGCCAUCACCAUCAGAUGGAAUUUCCAAUGGUUCAUCAAGCUCAAGCAGCAAAUUGUAUUCACCAGCUACUUAUGAUGAAGAGCCUGAAACUGCAGAUAUGGACCCUGAUCUUGCAAGAUACUUGAAUCGUUCAUACUGGGAAGGUAGACAUGAACAGCAGUCAUACCCUCCUCCAUCUGCACCAGAACAAUUAGUGAGUGAUGGUCCAGCACCUUAUAGCAAUCACGCAGAGCCAAAAAAGAAAAAGAAGAGUAAUCUUAAAGCUAAAUCAUACCAAGUUUUGGAAAAGACCUCUCAUGUUAAUCCACCGGCAGAAGAACAAGUUAAUGAAGCUGAUCAGAGCUCAGAAACAUUGGUGAACAAUUUCUGCAGUAGCCUAGAAAUGCUAUCUGAGCGCAUGCAAACCCUGUCAGGGAAAGGCAAGCACAUUGCUAUGGAUGCAACAAUUCAGUCAUUGUUUCAGACUGUAAGCGCUAUGCACCCACAACUUUUGAGAUUGAUAGAGCAGCAGGAGGGUGAAACAGAAAAAUAUGAAGCACUGAAAGAGAGGCUGGGGCUUGUCAAGGAAGCAAGAACAACUCUGGACAAUGCACGUGAACAACACAGAGAGAAAGUCAGACAACAAGAGCUUGAGCAAGACAUGUUAAGACGUAUGCAAAUUGAGCAAAAACUUGAAUUGAUGAGGCAACAAAAGGCAGAGUACAUUGCAUAUCAACAGCGYGUACAAGCAGAGAGGCAAAUGGCUUUGGAACAACAACARCAGCAGUUGAGACUUCAAAAAUAUGGACCACAAUCAUUUCCUGGACAACCAUAUGCUGGACAGUUUGGUGUUUCUGAUGGCAGCUCACCAUAUUCCUCCAUGGGUUACAUACCACCCACUAGUUUACCUCCUCAACAAGGUGAAGGCAGUCCAUACUCGUCUUUGAAUUACAUUCCUCCAUCAAGUGGUCAAGGAGUUACUCCAACAUCAAUCCCAACAGUUCCAGGGGGACCAAACAACAUGACAAACCAACAACCUCCUUAUACCCAACCUGGAUCACAGAACUAUCCAAACCAAGGCUUUCCAGAGAAUCCAGCAUCAAUGGACAACCAAACACGAUCUCAAUCACCACGUUUAGGACAACCUCCACAAUCCUACCAACAGAUGGAUUAUUCUCAAUAUACACCUGAUAUGACAGCAUCAAUGGUAAAUGGACAACCUCAAGUGCCUGACUAUCUGCAAACACCAGAAGUUCCUGGUAGUACUUAUCCUGGUCAAGCAGCCUUUCCUUCAUCAACAUAUCAGUCUCAAGCUUCCUCUCAACCACCACAGCAUGCUCAGGCAGCCAAUCAGCAAGCACCACAAGGCUACCUACCACAAGUUAACCAAUCACAGACAACAUAUGGCAGUCAACAGGCUCAGACUGGACCUCCUCAAUUCGCCCCACAUCAAGGACAUCAACUGGAUACUACUGGAUUUGGUCAACCACCUCCAUCUCAACAACCACUGCAACCUCAACAGCAACAACCAAUUCAACCUCAACAGCAACCAUUGAAUGCACAGCAACCACUGCCUUCUCAGCAGCAACAACUUUAUCAACCACUACCUCAACAUCAACAACAAACACAACCUCAACACCUGCAACAACAACAGCAACAACCAUCUCAGCAUCACCAACCACCAACUCAACAUCAGCAACAGCAACCAUUACCACCUCAACAGCCACACCAACAACCAAUACCACCUCAUCACCAGCAACAACCUCAACAACCACCCCCACCUCAACACCAGCAACAACCAUCCCCACCUCAACACCAGCAACAACAACCACAACUUCAACACCAGCAACCACCCCCACCUCAACACCAGCAACAACCAUCCCCACCUCAACACCAGCAACAACCACCACUUCAACACCAGCAACAACCACCACUUCAACACCAGCAACAACAACCACCUCAGCAGCAACAACAACCUCCACAACAGCAUCAAAUGUAUGAGCCUCAACCUCAGCAGUACCAGGCACCUUACUCCAACCCUCAGCAGUAUCAGCAACCUCCAGUAAAUCAGUAUUAUCAGCAACAGCCUUCUGGACCACCACCUCAACGACAACUGUCAGACCUUGAACUGAUUUCCUUUGAUUAGUUACAGAAACCUUUCAAUAUUUAGAUUUAUUAGACUAAUGCAGUGUUUUUGACAUCGUCAUUCACCUUGUAUAGAUGCUUAAUAUCCUCUAUGAUGCUCUCAGGGUGUAUCAUGCCUGUAAUAGAAUCAGUUCAUGUAUAUUCUUUUUAAUAUUUUACUCUGCCAGUGAUGUGAGGGAUUAUUGUAAAUAAUAAAAUAAUUACUCAAGAAUA